This is a messenger RNA of Aureobasidium pullulans EXF-150, 948 nucleotides long. RefSeq lists its product as uncharacterized. The record is from RefSeq and is a predicted model, not a curated record. Bases 1 to 948 code for a protein of 315 amino acids. Gene Ontology annotation, molecular function: D-mannose binding. Gene Ontology annotation, cellular component: COPII-coated ER to Golgi transport vesicle; Golgi membrane; endoplasmic reticulum-Golgi intermediate compartment. Gene Ontology annotation, biological process: endoplasmic reticulum organization; endoplasmic reticulum to Golgi vesicle-mediated transport; Golgi organization. Lineage: Eukaryota; Fungi; Ascomycota; Dothideomycetes; Dothideales; Saccotheciaceae. The transcript is spliced from 3 exons.
AUGCGGUUUUUGUCUCUAGUCGGAGCCGCUGCGGCAACCUGGCUGGCUGGGACUAAUGCGCAAGACACCUCUGACGUGAAGAGCAUUCCCCUCCGCACGCAUUCUUUGGUACAGCCUUACCUCGACUCGGACUUGCAGAGCAGGUGGUGGGACUUUGGCGGCGACACCAUCAUCCGCGCCGACAAGCACAUUCGUCUCACCUCGGACCGUCCCUCGCAGUCUGGAUGGAUCUAUUCAAGAGUCCCUUUGACCGCCACCAACUGGGAGAUCGAACUUGAAUUCGACAUCAAUGGCCAGGGCAACCUCUUCGGUGACGGCUUUGCCAUGUGGGUGACGACGGACAGAGCACAGCAAGGUCCUGUCUUCGGCAACAAGGACAAGUUUGAGGGUCUCGGUAUCUUCUUCGACACAUACAAGAACAACAGACCUGGUGUCGUCUUCCCUUAUGUUAUGGCUAUGCUCGGCGAUGGCCACACCACCUACGACCAAGGACACGAUGGCAAGGCCAACGAGCUCGCUGGUUGCUCGGCACGCGGUCUCCGUAAUGCGAACACCCCCACCAAGGCCCGUAUUACCUACUUCCAGGAGAAGUCCCUCACCCUCGAGUUGAUGUACAAGAAGGAAGACGAGUGGACCCCCUGCUUCGAAGUUCCUGGUGUCAAGCUUCCUGGCGUCACCUACCUCGGUUUCUCUGCCGAGACUGGCGAGCUUUCCGACAACCACGACAUCAUCAAGGUCGAGACCAAGAACCUGUACAGCCCUAGUGGUGCCGCAGGUACACCCAAGGACUACAGCAAGAACGCAUACAAGCCGAAUCAGUACCGCAAGAAGGAGGGUGGUGGCUGGGGCUGGUUCUUUUUGAAGUUUGUCCUGUUCGGUCUGGCCGUAACUGGUGCAUACGUUGGAUACACUGUCUUCCGCGCAAACAGAAGACGAGACAGAUUUUGA